ACACGUGUUUUUCACAAUUUAAAAAAUAAAGAGGUUCUUUCUUUAAAAAAUAUUUUGUAAAUCCUAUCCCGACAUUGUUUAAUUUCCAGCAUUGCACGAGCUUUCACAAGUUUUAUAACUUUCCAAAAUUAUAGCGAUGAAUUCGCUUUAAAAGGACACUCAUGCUAUCGAUCAAAAAGCGCUCGAAACUACUCCCAAAGCUGAGUUCAUUUGUGUUCAAACUUCAAAGUACAACUUACAAGCUUUCAGCUAUGGACAAAUCAUCAGGAUAUCUUUGCGAGGGUCUGCCAUUUUUGAGAUAAUGCACUGACGUAUUUGAAGUUUAUGUUGUACUUCAACAUAACCUUGAUAUUUGUGCAGAAUUUUAACUCGAAUCUCAUAUGAAUAGACAGAUAUCAAACCCGAUGAUGAACUCGGCAUUGUACAAACUAUUUAUACACUAUGAUGAUUCACUUAUCAACGAAAACAAAUCUCAAAGUUAUUCCUACCUUGUCAAAUUUGAAAUGUCCGCUUCGCUGGCUGUUCGUCGCUACGUUUGUCAAAUGAAUCUUCAUCCACUGUGGAAAUAUUAUCUUGUUGUUCAGCUGCGGAAAUCUAAAGCCAUUCAAUUGCGGUUGUUUUGCUGGUUAAUGGCGAUGCUGCAAGAUGUUAAAGAAAAACAACGUUGUGUAAAGUUAUGUGAACACAGUUCAUUAACAACCAUACCACCAGGAAAGUAUAAAACACAUUCAAAAUACACAAAGAUCAAAUUGCAGCUGGUUGCUUUGCACAACACAGUGCAUAAUAUGGAACCUGAAAUUAGAUGGUCGAUCAGAGCUUUACGUCAAAUGCUUGAACAUCUACAACUGGAGGCUGUGUUUGCGUGGUUGUCGACUCUAGGUGGAGCUCAUUCCGCACUCGGAGAUUAUUUCAACAGAAAUGCAGAAGUUGCGUGGGAGUUAUCCAUGAAACAAUUGUACAUAGCAGUGAAGAUUGGUGAUCCAAUACUGGCAGCUCAUUGCAAAGUGUUUAUGUCAAUCAGUUUGAUGCAAAGGGGGCGUUUUGUUGCAGCUUCAAGAAUUAUCAGAAGUGUUUCAAGAAGCAUAAGGGGUGAUAAAAGAUUACAAGAACGAAGGUUAAUAAAUUGCUGUAAAGCUGCCAGGAAACGGCUGAGAUACACUCAACAAGAGAACAAGGAAAUAACACAUGAAGUCCACAGUUAAGAUUGACAUAGAUGUACUUUAUAAAGCGGAGUGAGACGAAGAAAGCGACAGUUCCUAACAUGAGGAAGAAGAUGUAACAGAUCAAGAUUGUCCAA
This is a messenger RNA of Dendronephthya gigantea, 1297 nucleotides long. RefSeq lists its product as uncharacterized. The coding region runs from base 381 to 1202 and encodes 273 amino acids. Lineage: Eukaryota; Metazoa; Cnidaria; Anthozoa; Malacalcyonacea; Nephtheidae. The record is from RefSeq and is a predicted model, not a curated record. The transcript is spliced from 7 exons.